Molecule: messenger RNA, 3738 nt
Organism: Amoebophrya sp. A25
Lineage: Eukaryota; Dinophyceae; Syndiniales; Amoebophryaceae
Source: the annotation of a GenBank genome assembly
CCCAGACACAUUCCAGAAGCUCUUGGAUCUCUCCCCUGUCCUCCUUUUCCGCACGCUGGCUAUGUGUUUUGCGGCAGGGGCUGGUCUCUUUCGAGAAGCCUGUGGGUUAGCGGUGUCGGAGGCGCGGGUUGCUCAACAGAAGGCUGAUGUUGCAGCUCGAGCAAAUAAUGGGCAAGUAGACCGAUCUGGUCGUAGUCGUGGCGGAUCAAGGAUUCUUGGGGAAGCCGCGUCCUCCUCUAGGAAAAACACUUUGGAGGAUGGGCCAGCGCGCAUCAAGCCGGACGGCGUGAUUACCGAUAGUGACGAUCUGAUUCUGUUUGCGGGUGCAGCACUGCGACAGUGUCUGACAGCGCAGCGGGCAGCGGCGAACUCGGGACUUAUCUGCUAUUACGGAACGCCUUCUCUUAGUUCAGCUUGUGAGGAAAGUGCUCCUAUUACAGCAAAAGAUGCCGAACAGCUCUCACGCCGACGUCACGCAAUAAUUGCGUAUACAUGGUUUGUCGCUCGAGGCUUGGCGUUUGGUGACGCUGGUGGGCUGCUCAGAACAGACGACUUCUUCGCUUCAAUCGUAAAUGCGUUAGUUGACGAUCAGAUCUUCGAUCACGUUGUUCCGACGGAUGAAGUCGUGCUCGCGGAAAGAAUUCCCAAAGUGGCGCAGGGUCGACUAGGUAGAGGAGCUCCUGCAAAGAUUCCGAAGAAUGGCGCAGUAGAAGAUGUUGACAGGAGUAAGAAUCCUUUUGUAGCACUGUGCUGUACACCGGAGGAAGCUGAGGAAUUAGCUGUGACCAUUCUCAAGCGACGGCAGGCCGCUGCCGAAGACCCUUCCGCAGACCACAUCACCCAGCAAGGAGCAGGGCGACUGUACGAUCCCUACCGCGAAGACGCUCUCUUCACUUCUAGAGGACGAAACCAUGAGCAUGACAGGAAUCGUGGAUCGUUAGGAGCAGAUGGUGUCUGGGAUCUGAAUGGACUGAUACAGAAGUGCGAGCGUCGCCGAUUUCUGAGGCUUCAAGCGUUCUUGCACGAAUCCAAAGGAGACUACCGUCAAGCAGUAGACGCAAGGUUGCGACUGUACAGACUGCAGAUGCAAAAGUCAAAGGAUCUCCAGGGUUCUGGUCAAUUGGCAUCUGGGGACUUGCUAAGCAGUCAUCCGCAAAGCAGGAAUCAGAACGAAGCUGACCGAUCACGACAAGGGAGUUCUACGCAGCAAGCGACUAAGGCAGUGAAUGGGUUUUUCGAGUAUGUUGUGCACUUGUUACGCGAGACGGGCAUGGUGUGGGAGACUUUAGACUUGCAAACCUUGGACGGACUCUCACGGGAAGAGACUUGCCAGGCCUGUUUGGUAGGUGGCGCGAAGUUUGGUUUUGCGCGUGUGGGCCAGAGCCUCAGUGGCCUGCCGUUGCUGCGUAUCCGCUUCCUGGAGCAGCUCUUUUUUCAGCACGAGUGGGCGAACGAAGCCGAAAAGCUGCGCUUUCGCGAGGAGCAUGUUCUUGCGCUUGCGCGCCUCAUGUGCGAGUACAAGCGGCAAGAAGUCGCCACGUUUCUGCGCAAGCACGAAGCUAUAUUGCCGCUCGAGGAGGCUCUGGAAAUGGCCCUUCAAUUUCAAUUGAAUGACGCGGCGGCGUUUCUUCUUGAGAAAGUGGGCGACUACUCUAGAGCGAACGAACUUUUUGUCCGCCAACUUCGCGAUGCCGUGGGGAAAACAGACGAAGCCGAGGCCGAGCGACCGGCAGGCAACACUAAGGUAUUGGCUUUUCCUUCUGCGACUUUUAACUGUCCCUGACGCGUUCCUUUUUGUUGGAAACAUUGGGCGCGGCGUGCUAUCAGUUGCCGCGCGAGUCGCACCGUGUAGAAAGGCAGCCGGACUCUGCCGAGAGUGCUUGCGCCUGACAGGUAGGCCCGGCGCAGUCUUCCCUCGCUGGUGUGGGGUGCUUUUCGGGGAAAUUCCGGAUGGUAAAGAGGGAGCAGGCCUGCGCGCUGUGGUGGUGCAACGACCUGCAGCCAGGCAAAGCCUGACCACAUUCAUAACACAAACGCCUACGGGAGCGUGUGGCGUGGCGUUCGUAGUUUCUCUGGGGGAAAACGUAGGCGGCUGGCGUGGUGGUCGCCGGGUCGUUGAGGGCCCACCGUCGCCAAGUCACGGCUGGUGGGCCGAUGGCAGGCAACCGCUACCCGCUGGAGCCAGUGUCAUCUUCGAGAAGCCGCCCUGCCUUUCAGCUGCAGCAGGGUCCAGCCUCGAGAUCAGUGGGGAACUUCAAGGCCAAGAGUGCGGGAGUGUUUUCGGGGGGCAGUAUUUCGAGACCGACCAACAGGAGCGACAAUCCUUAUGCCAUCCAUGAAACGCCGCGGGGCUUGGUCGUCUCUAACUACCAGGGCGCUGCGCAGCGGCCCGCGUGGGGGUUGUUGGAGGGCACUGCCAGCCGCUGGCAAGAGCAGGCGUUUGCUGGGCUAGUUUUGUACACCCGUGGGCCUGGGCCGGGCCACAAACAGCUGUGGGGGGGCGCGUUGUUGCGUUGUCCACUCCGGGCGCACUGUUGUAUCGUCUCGCUGUGGUGGGGCAGUCGCGCCUGGUCAUAUUUAUCGAGCCUUUUUGUUAGUCGUGGUUCGCUUAGAGGAAGAGGUGCCGUGCAUGGUUCUCCAGUCUGAUGGUUCGGGCGCGGUUGCGUGUGUCUUUGUCUGUCUGUGGACACCCACCUGCGAUAUGUUGGCUUCUUUGUUUGCCUGGAGAAAAAGUUGUAACCUUGCAUCGGUAGUUAAGCAAUACAAGGACUCGCAGAUGAUCGACUGUGUUUCUGAGAAAGUUGCUCUAAUAUUUCAUAAUCCUGUUGUCCAUCAACAUCAACAUCAACAUCACCAUCACCAUCACGAUACCAGAUACAAGAAUCGGAGGAGCCUUCCCCAGUCGCAGCCGCAGGAGGUAUCAUCGAUGUGGUCGAGAAUAUUCUUGGGUACGCCGAACGGUGUGGGCGAUUGAUGGAUCCACGCGACCUCGAAAGCUUCUGUUUUGCAAUAUUUCACGAAAUAUUUGUAGUGUACAGUUCGAGCUCCAAGUCCUCCAGUGGUCGUGGAACGUCUCACCUGCGAUCUCCCUUGCUUCGCGUUGUGCGUGGUCUUCUUCUGAGGCAACUGCCUGCCGCAUUAUCCGUGCAGCGGAUCACGGCCGCUUACAAAGCGGAGCCGGUUCAUCUACUGCAGGAGACGUUGGGCAUACUGUUGAAAGACGGACUCUCGUUUCAGCAUGACUUCCUGGAGAGUAGUGUUGCUGUGGUCGGCCAGGACAUUCUGCAGCGCCUCACAGUGUACCAUGGCACGCACAGACGCGGAACAGUCUGUCGGUCACGCUACGAAAUCGACCACGAACGCGGUAAGAUCAUCGUACGUAGGGAACCGCAGCACUGGCCUUGUUGAGACCUUUAGAGUCUAAUACUGUUUUCUGUCGACGUGGUUCAUCUACAUUUAUCUUUUCCGAAACUCACCAGAACAUCCCAAAUUGACAUAUUAUCGUGGAACAUACUAUCCAAGCGUAUAAUCACUAUCAGCAAACGAACAAAGUGAAUGUUAAUGUAAAUGUUUUAGUUUUAGCUUUAGCAGAUGUAUGUACCUUUUACCAAACUUGACGCAGAUUGAUGCCAAUAAGAACGCAGCUGCAAGGCUAAGCAUGAGGUUGCAAAGUCCAACUUUGUGAGAUAAAGCAAAAGAUGUCAUUGCAGAAAACGAGAAAUGUUUUCCGCGCGAGAC